GAAAGUUUUAAUGGAGGAACAUUUGCGCACACUUUCAACAAUAAGUACACUGGAUGAAAUUUUGUACUCUGUAAAAUGGGAAUCAUCUCACUUUUUUGAGGAACCCAUCCAUAUAGGAUUAUCUAAUCCUGUGAAAAUUAGUUCUCAAACGCAAACUUUAGAAAAAAGCACUUUGAACGCUACUACUCAAACAAAUAUCAACAAAAUAAACCGAGGAUGCCAGUUUUUUGUAGAAAUGAAUACUACUUCGACGCAAACAAUCAAUAGUAAUGCGGAUAUUUCGGAAAUGGCUUGCAUUUUGGAUGAUAAAAUAAAAAUAAUAAAUUGCCAAAUUGAACUCAUUUUAGGACAAGUACAAACCAAACUCGAUGAUAAAUUACUUCAAUUAAGUAAUUUAUCGUCAAAUAUUGGAACUCUUAAAAACACAAGAAAAAUUCAAUCACAGAGGGCGGAAUUUGAAAAGUCAAACCUUCUUUUAGAAGCAGAUGAAGAAAAAUCCAGAAAAAUGCUGCAAAUAGAAGAAUUAAAUGAGUAUUUAGUCAUCAGUUUGCAAAGAGCUGUAAAAAUCGAACAGCUCUGGAUAAAAUAUCUCUUAAAAAAAAGUAUCUUAGAUGUGGAUGAUCAAAUAAAUACAACUAUCAUCUGCAAUUCUUCUUCAGUAUCUGAUCCUGGAAAAAAGGAAGUGACUCGACGAGUUACGCCAAAUCAGGAGCUUUGCAUGUUAUUAGAUGAAUGCUGUGCAGUGCUUGAUGACUAAAA
Messenger RNA from Phytomonas sp. Hart1, 759 nucleotides. The record is from the annotation of a GenBank genome assembly. NCBI's taxonomy places the organism in Eukaryota, Euglenozoa, Kinetoplastea, Trypanosomatida, Trypanosomatidae.